AUGAAGAAGUUCAGGAAGGUGCUGGACGGACUGACCACAUCGUCUCCUGCCAGUUCUGGUGGGUCUCCUUCAUGCGGCAGUGCUUCUGGGACUCCCACUGCAGGAGUCACUCUGCCAGUGCUGGACAUCCAGGAGACCCUCAUGGCCGAUAUUUGCAAGACUGUACGUCAUGGCUUUCCCUACCAACCUACAGCACUAGCAUUUGACCUUGUGCAGAAGAUUCUGGCUAUAGGUUCUCGUUCUGGAGGAGUGCGAAUUCUGGGGCGGCCAGGAGUGGACUGCUACUGUCAGCAUGAGAGUGGAGCAGCUGUACUGCAACUGCAAUUCCUCAUCAAUGAGGGAGGUGGUUAUACAGAUUAUCUGUGGGAAUACAGGGUUUCACAAAGAUAUUUUGGGGAUGGGGUUAAAUACCCCAUCAUAACAUCAACCAGGACACACCCAGGGCCUGUUGUCCACCUAAGUGACAGCCCGAAAGAUGAAGGGAAGUUACUGAUCGGCUUUGAAACUGGCACUAUUGUGAUGUGGGACCUCCGAUCAAAAAGAGCUGACUUUAGAAUUUACUACGAUGAGGCAAUACAUUCUGUGAGUUGGCAUCACGAAGGUCGGCAAUUCAUUUGCAGCCACUCUGAUGGAAGUCUUACUAUAUGGAACUUAAGAAACACAGCAAAACCCUUUCAAGUCACCUUUCCUCAUGGUAAAUCUCAGAGAGAUGGAAGAAAAGAAUCAUGUAAGCCAAUCCUUAAGGCUGAAUACAAGACUUGCAAAAACAGUGAGCCCUUCGUCAUUUUUUCGGGAGGUCUAUCGUAUGAUAAAGGAGGCAGACGACAUGCUUUGACCAUCAUGCAUGGCAAAACCAUCACAGUGCUAGAGAUGGACCAUCCCAUAGUGGAGUUUCUUGUUCUUUGUGAGACACCCUACUUAAAUGAGGUGCAGGAGCCAUAUGCAGUGGUAGUACUGUUGGAAAAAGAUUUAAUUGUGGUUGAUCUCACACAGAGCAAUUUUCCCAUCUUUGAAAAUCCCUACCCUAUGGACAUUCAUGAGUCUCCAGUCACAUGCACGGCUUACUUUGCUGACUGUCCUUCUGACAUCAUUCCUGUGCUGUACUCCAUAGGAGCCAAACACAGAAAGACUGGAUACAGCAACAAGGAGUGGCCUGUGAGUGGUGGCACGUGGACGCUUGGUUCCCAAACAUAUCCAGAGAUUAUUAUCACAGGGCAUGCAGACGGAUCAAUCAAGUUUUGGGAUGCCACAGCCAUCACACUUCAGAUGCUUUACAAACUAAAGACAUCAAAGGUGUUUAAGAAGACAAAGGGUGGUGAGCUAGACUGCAGUGCUGAUUUGGUGGAAGAGGAUCCCUAUGCAGUGCAGAUGGUCAGCUGGUGCCUGCAGAGCCGCAUUCUCUGUGUGGUGGGCAUUAGCGCUCAUGUAAUUCUAUACCGCUUUAGCAAGCACGAUGCCAACACCACGAUAACGGCUUUGGAGGUGAGCCUGCCAUGUGAUCUGAAAGAUAUGAUCUCACCAUCAGACACGGAGAACACAAUGGGUGUACCAUAUGUUGGCGCUCACUCGCCCCAGCCUCCUAGUCCCCAAAGUAACACUCCAGAUAGCAUGAGGGACGGCAAACCCUGCCUCAAGGUAAAAGACCAUGUGGUCUGGAUUCCUUCUGGUUACCAAGCUGAGCUUGUUGUCCAGUUGCUUUGGGUAGAUGGAGAGCCACCUCCUCAAAUCACAAGUCUGGAUUUAAACUCAGCCUACGGCCUGUUGGCUCUAGGUAACUGUAAUGGUUUGGCAGUGGUGGACUACUUGCAGAAGACUGUGAUAGUUUGCAUGAGCACUCAGGAACUGUAUAGUUCAGUUGACCCAUUUCAGCGUCUCACAAGGUCUCCCCGCAGAAACCGUCAGUCCACAUCAGAUUUUUGCUUGUGUAACCUGUCUAACUUUUAUUCAGAUUUAAAGAAACUGAUCCUUACCUCCCACUAAACCUUUACUGAGCUCUCAAAUAACCAGGAAUCUCUGGACCUGGAGAGGAGCAAGUCACCCACCUCAGUGUCCUACAGUUCCUCCCUACACAAUGAGCCUCGGGGCUCACCUGAACCCAUGUGUAACCUUCGUGCCAGCCAUUACAGUCCUGUCUUUUACCUGUUGGACAAUGUAAAGGGACCAGGCAGAAAAUUAAGUCUACCAACUGAUCUUAAGAGUGAUCUUGAUUAUGUAAAUGGACAUUGCACUAGUCCGACUUCGCAACCAUGUGUGACCGGGAGACCUCGUGGUCCAGGGGGCCCUGAGGGGCCACGUCUCACCCGUCGUGGGCCUGGACGACCACCAUUACGCAAAGCCCAGUCAGCCGCAUGCAUGGAAGUCUCUUUGCCUGUGUCCUCUCUCACCGAAGGUUUUCCAUCAAAACGGGCCAUGCUGCAGCAGCUGCAUGGUGUCAGCAUGUACUCACAUGACGAGCACCACACCACCACCUACUCCUGGAGUGAGAGAGAGAGUCGGGAAAACUCAUUCAGCUGCUCACGGAGUUCAAGCGUCUCUAGUAUAGACCGGGACACCAAAAUGGCUGUUACCACACUGCAGUUUAUGUCCUACGGCCGCAAGUCAGAUGCACAGCCCACACUCUGUCUGUGGGUAGGAACUAGUUUGGGACUUGUACUGCUAGUGCCCCUAUUGAUCGCCACUGAUGAGCAGGACAGAAUGGAGGAGGCUGUCACCGUCACACCCACCAACACAGUCAUAAUGCUGAAAGGUUCUAUCCGGUGUUUUGGAUUUUUGGACUGUACCGGUGCUCUAAUCCAGAGCCCAUAUGAGGUGUGGAAGGAUCCACGUGAUCCUGAGGACCCUGAACAGCCCCGCAGAAGAAAGCUGGUCAUCUUCUCGCCAUGCUCAUCUCAGGAUGCCAGCACUGAGGGCCACCUAGCUGUUGUGUGCUCAGAGCGCCAGGCCAAAGUUUAUCUCAUGUCCUCACACGCCUGCCUUUAUGUUCAUAACAUCACUGAGACAUCAUUUGUGCUGUGUGCUGAAGUAGUAGCUGUUUCCAACAGCGUCUGCCUGACCUGCUUCUGCGCCAAUGGACAUGUCAUGAUUCUCAGCCUCCCAAGUUUACGGCCCCUGUUGGAUGUGCACUACCUGCCGCUAGCAGACAUGCGCAUUGCUAGAACAUUCUGCUUCACCAAUGGUGGUCAGGCCCUUUACUUGAGCUCUCCAACCGAAAUACAGCGCAUUACUUUCAGCCAGGAGAUGUCUGAUCAUUUGCAGGAGAUGUUGGGGGAGCUUUUCACACCCAUUGCGACUCCAGAAUCUCAGAACCAAGGCUUUCUGAAGGGUUUUUUUGGUAGCAAUGCACAACCCUUUGACAGAGAAGAGUUUUUUGGUGAGGCAGCAGCAGGAAAGGCUUCACAAAGUCUAGCCCAGCACAUCCCAGGCCAGGGCAGCAUUGAGGGCAUGCGGGCAGCUGCUGGAGGAGCUGUGGGUGAACUUGCCCGAGCUCGCAUUGCCCUGGAUGAGAGAGGACAGAGACUAGGAGAGCUGGAAGAGAGGACGGCACUUAUGAUGGCCAGUGCUGAAACUUUCUCGAAACAUGCACACGAGCUGAUGCUGAAAUGCAAAGACAAGAAGUGGUAUCAGUUUUAG
Trichomycterus rosablanca is the source of this 3630-nucleotide messenger RNA. RefSeq names its product syntaxin binding protein 5L (gene stxbp5l). Gene Ontology annotation, biological process: regulation of exocytosis; regulation of protein secretion. NCBI's taxonomy places the organism in Eukaryota, Metazoa, Chordata, Actinopteri, Siluriformes, Trichomycteridae. The transcript has 29 exons. The record is from RefSeq and is a predicted model, not a curated record. Gene Ontology annotation, molecular function: GTPase activator activity; syntaxin binding; myosin II binding. Gene Ontology annotation, cellular component: plasma membrane; cytoplasm; SNARE complex.